AUGCGUUCUUCGUUUUGGCUCGCAGCCGCUCUUGGCAGCGCCACCACCUCGGCCAUUGCCACGAUCGAGGCAGUUGGCAGCAAGUUCUUCACUAGUGAUGGUGACCAGUUCUUCAUCAAGGGUGUUGCGUAUCAGUUGGUACCCGAUGACCCACUGAUUGACACCGAGCAAUGCACCAGAGAUGCUACUUUGAUGAGCGAACUGGGAGCCAACACGAUCCGUGUCUACCAUGUCGAUGCUGAUGCUGACCACGACGGCUGCAUGUCUGCUUUCGCCGACGCUGGUAUCUACGCCAUGAUCGACAUGGACACGUUCUCAAGCUACAUUUUGCCGGGUGAUUUAUACUGGAACCAGACACAGUAUGAGAGCUACGCCAAGGUCAUGGAUACCUUUCAAGGAUAUGACAACCUUCUUGGUCUUUUCGUGGGCAACGAGAUUAUUGCUACCAACAACCAGUCCAUCGCUGCUCCAUUCAUCAAGGCAGCUGCCCGUGAUCUGAAGGCUCACAGAAAGUCCAAAGGUUACCGUGAAAUCCCCAUUGGCUAUUCUGCUGCAGACAUCGCCGAGCUUCGACCCAUGUUGCAGGAUUAUUUGACAUGCGGUGGAAACGCCUCCGAGAACAUUGACUUUUUCGGUCUGAAUUCAUAUGAAUGGUGCGACCCGGCAACAUACCAGACUUCUGGCUAUGCCAACUUGCAAGCAGACGCAGGCAAUUUCCCGGUUCCUAUCUUCUUUUCGGAGACAGGAUGUAAUGUCCCCGGCCCUCGUGUGUUCGAUGAUCAAGCUGCCAUUUUUGGUUCCAACAUGGUCAGUGACUGGAGUGGAGCCAUCGUCUAUGAGUGGAUUCAAGAGGCAAACAACUAUGGUUUGAUCUCAUACGGCCCCUCGGUUGCCGCCACCGUGACUGGAACUGACAUUGACGGCGGAUACACCCGAAAGGGAACGCCGACACCUGUUAGCCCCGACUUCAGCAACCUGAAGAGCCAAUGGGCCAGCAUCACGCCUACUGGAGUUGCCAAGUCCGCCUACGAUGCCUCAAGUGUUUCUACUCGAUCUUGCCCGGCGUCCACAUCCGGCGGCUGGUUGAUCGAUGGUAAUGUGGCCCUGCCCAGUCUAGGGGCUACGUUCACUAGCACGGCGGGAUAUUCUAGCACACCUUCGGCGACAGGCAGUGCAACCGGUACUGCAGCUUCAGCAUCGUCUACCAAGAACGCGGGGAACCAAGCUGUCUCUGGCACCAAGGAGCUCACUGGAAUGGCCGCCGGUCUCGCGAGUGUCCUUCUUAUUUUCACAUUCUGGCUUUGA
Messenger RNA from Truncatella angustata, 1305 nucleotides. Its product is annotated as Glucanosyltransferase-domain-containing protein. Gene Ontology annotation, cellular component: cytoplasm; fungal-type cell wall. Bases 1 to 1305 code for a protein of 434 amino acids. Gene Ontology annotation, molecular function: 1,3-beta-glucanosyltransferase activity. The record is from RefSeq and is a predicted model, not a curated record. Lineage: Eukaryota; Fungi; Ascomycota; Sordariomycetes; Amphisphaeriales; Sporocadaceae. Gene Ontology annotation, biological process: fungal-type cell wall (1->3)-beta-D-glucan biosynthetic process. The transcript is spliced from 3 exons.